Molecule: messenger RNA, 3117 nt
Organism: Gopherus flavomarginatus (Mexican gopher tortoise)
Lineage: Eukaryota; Metazoa; Chordata; Testudines; Testudinidae
Product: olfactory receptor 14A16-like
Exons: 1
Coding region: 1-921 (306 amino acids)
Biological process (GO): G protein-coupled receptor signaling pathway
Cellular component (GO): membrane
Molecular function (GO): G protein-coupled receptor activity; olfactory receptor activity
Source: RefSeq, a predicted model, not a curated record
AUGUCAAACCGAACCACCAUGACCGAGUUCCUUCUCAUGGGAUUUUCUGAAGUUCGGGAGCUGCAGAUUUUGCACUUUGUGGUGUUUCUAGUGAUUUACCUUGCAGCCCUGAUGGGGAAUCUUCUUAUCUUCAUGGCCAUAGCCUUCGACCAUCACCUUCAAGCCCCAAUGUACUUCUUCCUGAUUAAUCUGUCCGUCUUAGACCUUGGCUCCAUCUCUGUCACUGUCCCCAAAUCCAUGGCCAAUUCCCUCAUGAACACCAAGUCAAUUUCCUAUGCUGGAUGUGUUGCCCAAGUCUUUUUCUUCGUCUUCCUGGUGGGAGCGGAUUUUUCCCUUCUCACCGUUAUGGCAUACGACCGAUAUGUCGCCAUCUGCCAACCAUUGCACUAUGAGAGAAUGAUGAACAUCAGAGCUUGUGUCAAAAUGGCAGCGGGAGCCUGGGUCAGUGGGAUUCUCUACUCUGUGCUACACACCGGGAACGCAUUUGCAUUGACCUUCUGUGGAGGCAACAUAGUGGAUCAGUUCUUCUGUGAGAUCCCCCAGCUACUCAAGCUCGCCUGCUCUGACUCAUAUCUCAGUGAAGUUGGGGUUCUUGCAUUUAGUGUGUGUUUAGUCUUAGGCUGCUUUGUUUUUAUCAUUGUGUCAUAUGUUCAGAUCUUCAAAUCAGUGCUCAGGAUCCCCUCUGAGAAGGACCGACAUAAAGCCCUAUCCACCUGCCUUCCUCACCUCACUGUGGUCUCCUUGCUUGUUUGCACUGGCGCCUUUGCCUACCUGAAACCCACCUCCAGCUCCCCAUCUGCUCUGGAUCUUGUGAUGGCUGUUGUCUAUUCUGUAUUGCCACCAAUUAUGAAUCCAAUUAUCUACAGUAUGAGGAACAGGGAAAUCAAAGCUGCCCUGAGGAGACUGACUGGGUAUAGAUAAUUCACUAAGAAUUAAUUUUCUGUCUUUCUCUAACUAAAGUUUGCUUAUGUAGUAUCUGUUCAUUAAUGUCAUUUAUUUCCAUGACCACACAGCUUGCACACAGCCAGGUCUGAUUUUGACCUCAGUUGCACCAAUGCAAAUCCAGAUUUACUCCGCUCUUCCCACUGCCACUGGAGUGAUUUACACCAGUAAAAAAUCUGGGCCAGUUGUGGAGUAAAUGGGUGUAAAUUGUGUGCAAGAGAGGAAUCAGACUUUCAUUCUGUGCCAAAACAAUGCCUGUUACACUGCUUGGUCACUUGCACACCGGUUCCAUGGCCAGUGAAAACAAUGAUGGGAGUUGUCUUGCUUGUGUGUAUAAAUCAGGAGUGGCUUCGUUGGAACCAGAGGAGUCAGACUGAUGUAAGACUGGGGUAGGUGAGAGAAAGCAUUUCGGGUAGAUCUUCAACACAUCAGUGUAGAUCCAUUGACUCUGGGGACGCUAAAACAAUUUGCGGCAUCUGUCCUACGGCCUCCAAAGGAGCUGUAUAUCCAUUGCCACUAUCUGGGGAGUGGGCCCAUUGUCUUAUAAAGCACCAUUCAUGGCCUAACUAAGAGAGGGGGACAAGGAGCCAGCCUAUGUCAGUCUGGCUCAUGUGUACAUUCAGGCGUGUGAGAGAUGGAGAGACUGGCUAGAAAUUACAGGAAGGUUUCUAACCACCAGUGGGGUGACGUUCUGGAGCAGCCUCCCAAUGGGAGUUGUGAGGGGCAAAUCACAAAAUUUGUUUUAAGAGAAACUGAACAGAUGUCUGAGUGAGAUUGUAUGAUGGGACUGCUUGUGAUGGUGGGGGGCAGAGCUCAGCAACAUUGGGGAUUACUUGAAGGGCAUGUCUUAUGUUCCUAAAAGCUCAUGCUUCAGGGAUUCAUCUGGCCACUGUCAGGGGUCAGGAAGGGAUUCCUGUCCCUGACCGUGUAUUCCAGGAGGUUUUUUUUUUAAAUCUCUGAAGCAUUGGGCAGCCCUGGUUGGAAAUGGGACAUUGGGUGGGAUGUGCCAAGGCUCUGACCUAACACUGAGCCAUUCUCUCUUUCUUGGGUUCUUGGCUGGCUGGUUCUUGCCCAUAUGCUCAGGAUCUAACUGAUCACCAUGUGGACAUUAGGAAGGAAUUUCCUCCUUGGUCAAAUUGGCAGGGACCAUAGGGGUGGUGGUGUAAAGUGUUCUCUUUCCUCGGCAGCAUGUGGUGCUGGUUAUAUGCCAGGAUUUUCUGGGUGUAUCUAAAUCAUUUCCCUGCCAUUAAGAGGGCCUUGGGCACUGGUGCCCUAGGUCUCUCCUAUUCUCUGCCAAUGGCACAGAACUAUCUAGUCUCCAGUAGAGUUGAUGGAGAUGUAUUAGUACAACUGUCUGUGAUGCCCUGCCCUGCUGGCUGGGUGAGGUGACUCCAGCUGAGAUGAAGCCCUUGACUUCUGCAGCCGUGCAGUGUCAUUGUGUAAACCCCAGCCAUGGGCAGUGCGUGUUAUGAGGCCUCUCUGUGCUCCACCUACAGGAUAGGGGGCUGUUCCCGUGGCUGUCAGGCAGCCUGGCUGUUCAGCUCAAGCUGUAGAAGCUUGUACUUUGGACCUUAGAUGUCUCUGGUUGAGUCCCCUGGGUGCCAGACUAGAUUAGAUGGUGACUCUCGCAUACGCAGAAGUGGCCUGAGAACUUCAGGGGACCUUCUUCCUGCACUAAUCAGAGGCUGAUGUUGUCUACCAAGCAACUGCACAACAGCAGUGGGAGUAAGACCUAAAAGGGGAGGGUCUCCUUAGUGAGAGAAGAGGGAGGUCUAUUCAUGGAUCAUCUCAGACAUGCCCAUUCCUAGUCCCUCUGCACCCUGGAGACCAAAGAUGCAUGGCAUGGGCGGAGGUGGCGGAUGUUGCUCUCCUCUCAGGUUGGUAGAGCUGGCAAAAAUAACUUGUCAAUGGGAAAUGGUUUCCUCAGCCUCUUCAUGACAGAUGCCGGUGUGUCUUUAGCUGAGUUAAACAAUCUGACAAAGGCUUAGAAAAGUGUUUCCCAUCUCUUCCCUCAACUACAUUGGCCACUGACGCAAUCCCAGAAUACCGGAUCUGAUGGGUUGGAUCACAGAAACCCCCCUGGGAACUGCCACCUAUCGUGCCUGGGCUACUUCUGAGCCUGUUCUCCCUUCCAGCUUGGGACUUCAGUGACUUGCCUGGGUUGAGCCAGACAUG